AUGGCUGUUAAUGCUAAAAAUGUCAAAUUUCAAGAAGAAGAAGAAGGAUUUUCUGAUGAAGAAGUGUCGGAAGAUGUUCAUCAGGAGUUAGUUAAUGCUGUGGCAAACUUGUACCCAGGAAAAAAAAGGAUUGAUCCAGCAAAAUUUUAUGAACCAGCUCAAAAUGUAACAGAAUUUAAGAUAGCUACAGAUUUAGAAGAACAGACCGAUGAUAAACUGACCGUAGUUGAUUUAGCUGGUGCUGAUGAACGGCUCAGUCGUCGAUAUACUGCUAACAAAAUUCGAAAUAGUCUAAAAACCUCUAAGAAAUUACCCAAACCUUUAGAAAGAAUAGAAGAGCAAAAGAUUGAAAGAGAACUUGGAUAUGACAAGGUUAAAAAGCAACUUAAUAAGUGGUCAUCAAUCGUGGAAAGAAAUAAACUUGCUUCACAGUUAGUUUUUCCUCUUCCAUCCACCCAGAAAAUUAAUGAGAAAAGCAAUACCUAUAGUUUUUUGACAACAUUUAAGGAACCUACAGAAUUAGAGAAAGAAAUGGCGAAGGUUCUAGAUCAGAGUGCUAUCGCACAAAAGGAAAGGAAAGAGGAGGAAAAGCUUAGUAAAUUGACAAUAGAAGAAAUGAUAGAAAGAAGGAAUAUGACUGCGAAAAUGAGAGCUCGAGAAUCCUACCGUAUUUCAAAGGCAAUCAGGCAGAACAAAAUUAAAAGCAAAAAAUUUCACCGUAUAUUGAAGAAAGACAAAAUUAAACAGGAGUUGAAAGACUUUGAAAAACUUCAAAAGACAGAUCCGGAAGCAGCGCUAGAAAAGUUGGAACAAAUUGAAAGAGCAAGGGCGGAGGAGAGGAUUUCUUUAAGGCAUCGUAACACUGGAAAAUGGGCCAGGAGCAAAGCUAUUCGUGCCAAGUAUGAUACCGAGGCUCGAAUCCAACUAGCUGAACAGUUGGCUAAAAGCAGGGAUUUGACAAGAAAAAUAAAGGACAUUAAUAAUUCGAGCUCUGAAGAUGAAUCGGAAGAUGAAAACACUGAUGAAGAAAACAACAGAAGCAAACAUAUUAAAAAUGUUAACGAAAAUGGUACUUCUGAUAAUCCUUGGGUGUCUGAAUACUCUCAAUUUCUUGACGGUUAUAAAACAUUUUCUACUGAAAAUACUGAUCCUUCAUCCGAUAAAGGAACGAACCAAAGUGUUUCACCUCAAAAGAACAAUGAAAAUAAGAAUUUACCAUUCACUCCAUCAUUAAAUGUUACAGAUAGUCCUUCUAAACCAGUUGAAGAUGUAGAAUUAGAUAUUCAUGAAAAUCAAUCAAAAGAGGCUAAAAAUAAAGACAGAACAUCAAAAGAAAACAAAGAUGGUAGUCAAUCUGAAGAUGAGGAUGAACAAGUGGAAGAAGCAAUAAACAUAGAUGAAUCAAAUAGUGAUGAUGAUGACGAUGAUGGUUCUAAAUCAUCUCGAAAAAAUGCCUCAAUUGAUGAAAUGUUUGAUAAAGUAGAAGAGGUGUUGAAAGAUCAUGUUGCGGUUAGUGUAAAAAGAAUUGAAUCAAUUUUAAAAAAUGACAAUGAUAAAGAUGAAGACAAAGAAAGAGCCGAAAAUGGGACGAAGAAUUUUGAAUUUAAAAAAUCAGCUCGACUUCAUGAUAUUGAUGCGGCUCUCAUUGAAGUUGCAGAUGAAGGCAUCAGUUCAGGACUCAACGAUUUGAGUGCAUUGAAGGAAAAGCUAAAUCUUACUGAAAAUAAGAAAGCUAAAGAGCCUCAAAUCGACCCAAACAAACUCAUCACGGUCAAACCACAAAAGUUAAAAUCUGUAUUACCAGACCUUGAUGAAAAAGGAGACGAUUCGCAAGAAGAAGAAGAAGAAGAAAAAGAGAAACAUUUAAAUUUAAUGGAAGCUUUUGCUGAAGAUGACAUUGUUGAUCAAUUUAGGGAGGAGAAAAAAGUGGAAGAAAAGAAAUCUAAAGGGAAAGAAAUUGAUUUGACAAUGCCUGGGUGGGGAUCGUGGGCAGGAACUGGUGUAGAAAAAAAAUCUAAAAGAAAAACGAGAAGAUUUAUCGUCAAGUUUCCAAAAGUUCCAAGGAAGGACAAAAAGAAACCAAAUGUUAUCAUCAACGAGGACCCCGUGCCCAAGCUACGUGAACAACUUGUCAGUGAGUUGCCGUAUCCAUUCACAAGUGUCAAAGAUUUUGAAGCUUCGAUCCGAGCACCUAUUGGAAAGAAUUGGGUCACAGAGAAGGGAUUCAAGAAACUUACAGCUCCUCCGGUUGUAACAAAGAUGGGAACAAUCAUUGAACCGAUGGACGGUUCUUGGUUGGUCAACAAGCCGAAGAAAAGAAUGAACAAUAAUAAACCCAAUGUUAAUUCGAAAAAGAAAAAAGUUAACUGA
Molecule: messenger RNA, 2370 nt
Organism: Nezara viridula (southern green stink bug)
Lineage: Eukaryota; Metazoa; Arthropoda; Insecta; Hemiptera; Pentatomidae
Source: the annotation of a GenBank genome assembly